AUGUCAGCAAUUGAACCGCCGGUGUCUGGAAUCCUCCAUCGCGGUGUGGUCGCCCAGCAAGGACAAUCGUGGAGAGAAGCUGUUCAAUGGCCACGCUCACUCAGGGCGAGAGAUGCCUCCACCUGCGUCCCUUUCAAGUACGGCUCAAGGAGAUCCAUCAAGCCCGGAUAUACCGACAUCCCUCUUCUUUACAACCGGCGACGCCACGACCGUCUCAAUACAAAUAGCGCAUUUGUCCGCGCACUGUCAGUUAAUCGAUGGCCAGGGGCCCGGACUAUCGCCAAAGAAUGCACCCUGUUAUCCUGCCGUUGCAGUGUGGUGGCACUACGGUGCGCUGCAAAUUCUAAUGGCAUCCAGGCCAUCUCCUACCUGCUCACGGAGGCGGGGCGGGCCGUGGGUGUUGACGAGUGGGAACGGGAGGUGACGAGGGAGCGAUCGCGGCCUGAAGAGAGGGGAUUUUACUCGUCCAGUCAGAAGCAUGCGCCGUCUCGUCCAGGGACCGAGCUGAGUAUAGUAGGGGAUUGCUCAGCGCUGCAAUAA
Aspergillus fischeri NRRL 181 is the source of this 540-nucleotide messenger RNA. RefSeq lists its product as uncharacterized. The transcript has 2 exons. The record is from RefSeq and is a predicted model, not a curated record. Lineage: Eukaryota; Fungi; Ascomycota; Eurotiomycetes; Eurotiales; Aspergillaceae. The coding region runs from base 1 to 540 and encodes 179 amino acids.